GUUCGAUUAUGUAUUCAAAUGUUUAUAAAUAUUUUCUGAGGAAUAAGGAAAAACAAAAAAACAACUUACCAAACAUUGUAGUUUUUAGUAUUUACAAAACACUACGCAGCUUAUUAAAAAGACAAAAAUUGUAGGUACCUACUACUAGUAUUCCAGUUACUUCCAAAGGCAAACGACAGUCAUUGUUCAUAUAAAGUAAAAAUGCGUUUUUUGUACGUUGUAUUGUUGCUCGUAGCAGUUCUAACAAAGUUGUCAGUGGCACCUGAGCCUGAUAGAUAUGAGUCAGAUGGGUCUUGGGCAAGUAGAAGACCUGCGUAUAAACUAAAAGAACCACCACCGGAUGCUGUAAGGGACCCAACACUUAUAAUUUCAUUACUCAAUACUAUACAUUUUUUUCCAGCGGCUCAAGUAGAACCAUGGACAGAUGGAUCUUGGAGUGUUUUAAGACCUGCGUAUCCACUACCAGAGUAUCAAAAAAAGUCAUCCAAAAUAGCACAUCCACUACCAACUUUGGAAGAAGGACAAGAAUUUUUAAGAAGACAACAGUAUUAGCAACACCAGCCGCGCAAUUGCCGAACAGUCAGAUUAUGUAUAAAGCAUAAUCUUAAUUCUUUUAAAAUUAGCGCUUCACGCAAUAUAUGUACACUUUUAUUAGAAUAAAAUAAAAUCAAAAACUGUGUCCAUGCAAAUAAUUAAU
Messenger RNA from Adelges cooleyi (spruce gall adelgid), 697 nucleotides. RefSeq lists its product as uncharacterized. Bases 202 to 552 code for a protein of 116 amino acids. The record is from RefSeq and is a predicted model, not a curated record. Lineage: Eukaryota; Metazoa; Arthropoda; Insecta; Hemiptera; Adelgidae. The transcript has 10 exons.